This is a messenger RNA of Saccoglossus kowalevskii, 1773 nucleotides long. RefSeq lists its product as uncharacterized. The record is from RefSeq and is a predicted model, not a curated record. NCBI's taxonomy places the organism in Eukaryota, Metazoa, Hemichordata, Enteropneusta, Harrimaniidae.
AUGGAGAGCAAUGGUGAAUGGAAUGACCUUGAUGAAGAAUUGACAAAAAAAUACGUCUGUAAAAGAAGUGAUGAAUGCAUUGACAUUGACAAUUGUGAUCAAGUAUGUUGUACUACCAGUUCGGACCAUUACUGUGAGGGUGAAUGCGAUUAUGAUUACGGGUGCCCUAACUCUACUGAUUGGACAACAUGUGAAAGAGCAUAUGACCUUGUUAGACAGGAUGGAUACGAGAGAAGAUACUGUCAAGAUGAUUUGGUACUGGAUUCCGGUCAUAUAGAAUGUUCCAGUAAUUAUACACAAGAAAAUCCAAACAAGGGUAUGCAUGAUUGUACUGAACGAGACUAUACAAACGUCAUUCUUCAACAUGGAGACAGAUUUGUGGUGACCGCUAGAAGUAUUAAUGGUGGGAGAAUCGAUAUUAGUAAUAAAGAUGACAUUGACAAUAUAGUAGUUGAUAGGUAUUAUUAUAAUGGUAAUGGCGUCGACGGAACUGUCGUUUUUGUCGUUGACUUGGAUAAGCCAUACCAUUGCUCAGAAAAUUCAAAUUGUAAUGAUAACAUGCUAGAUGUGGGUGAUCCUUAUACAACAAAUGAAAACCUCAGUGUAACGUGGUCUGGGUGGAUAGACGAUGCAUCAGGUUUGAACGGCUUUCAUUGGCAGAUAUAUCUUCUUGUUGCGACGAACUCUAAUGAGCUCAACUACGUUUAUCCCGCCUUGGAUGAAGGUUACUAUGAUGCACAUUCAGUCGGAUGUAAUGUGUCAUUACCAAAUGCAGGAGUAUACUGUGUUCUCUUAACGGUCGAUGACGUGGCGGGAAGCUAUUGCAUUGCACGACGAUUUAUAACAUUUGACAAUGAAAAUGUCGUUAAAAUUCACGAUAAAGAAUCACCUAUCGUAGUUGAGUCCGCUAUAACAAAUCCAAGUAACAAUGACAUAUGGCAAACCGAUCUUCAGGAUAAACACCACAAUGGAAAUCAGGUUCAUAUUGUAUGGAAUGAUCACUUCCGCAAUACACAUCACGAUUUAAACAGUUAUUUGGGUUCCAUAGCAGCACACGUUCCGGACAUUCCCGAACCCUACGAAGAAAAAACUGGACAACCGCCGACGAUCAGAUCACGUGAAGCCAUACCUGGGGUGAAUGGCAUUGCUAAAACAGAAACAGUUUACGCAGUUGAUCAUCAAGGAGGGGAGAGUAUUAUUGAACCUCCAGAUUUGUGGUCAGAUGUCCCAAAUUUUCCAAUCGAAGAACAAUAUUUCGAUAUUGAAAGGGUAGAUGGUGAUUCCGUUCGUGUAUGGAUCCAAUCUUAUGACAUCAUUGGUAACUCUGCUGUAGAUGAAGUAUUAAUUCAUGUAGAUUCCUCUCCGCCUAAUAUCUUUGAUGUAGAACUAACGGAAGAUAAAGUACACCAACUUGCAGUGAACGACUCAAUAGGCCGAUAUUAUAUGCAUGUGACGUUUCGAACAUUUGACCAACAUAGUGGGCUGUUUGACAUUAAAUGGGAAUUGAGGGAUAUGGCAGAAAUUACAGAGAUAAUUGCCAGUGGCACAGUGGCUGUACAGAAACAGGAUGGCGAGUGUGAGUCUAAAUCUUGUAUCUGUAUUCCAAAGGGAGAGUGUUACGAGACCCAAUAUGCCAUACAUUUAGACGACAAGUUUCUCAAUAGUGACUGUGAUUACAUAAUCAGCAUUAUUGUCAGAAAUAAUGCAUUUUUGGUGUCGAGCGUUAACUUUCAGAACAGUCGUCAUCUGCUAUCAUUGGCAUUCUGGUGUUAG